Messenger RNA from Vigna unguiculata (cowpea), 1583 nucleotides. RefSeq lists its product as uncharacterized. Gene Ontology annotation, biological process: regulation of DNA-templated transcription. The record is from RefSeq and is a predicted model, not a curated record. Lineage: Eukaryota; Viridiplantae; Streptophyta; Magnoliopsida; Fabales; Fabaceae. Gene Ontology annotation, molecular function: DNA binding; DNA-binding transcription factor activity.
AACCGACAAGGAAGCAGUCCUAGCUAGCAGCAUAAAACAACGAAGCAACCCAAUUGAGUUCAAUUCGCAAACCUCAUUCAAUUCCAUCAUAUGCUUCAUCCUACAAUAUUCUCUCUCUCCCCAUUUCCCGCAUACACACACACAUAUAUACCAAACCUACUUUCUUUUGCUUUUCUCCACCACUAACGCAAAAAGACUCACCACUCAUCACCACACCACCCUUUUGCUUUUGCGUGUUUUUGGAUUGUUCUAGAUCUAAAAGAUAAAGAUGAUCCAAGAACUGUUCGGUGCUGCUACUGCUAGUCUUAUAGCAGCUGAAACAAAAAUCUCCAUUAAUAACAAUGGAGGAGGACUUCUACUAACACCACCCGCACCGUCUUCUCCUUCUCCGUCUCCUUCUUGCACAACAACUAUCACCUCUUCCGCUAACACCGCCACUUCCUCCAACUCCGACAACCAAAAUUUGAGGUGCCCUCGUUGUGAUUCAUCAAACACAAAGUUUUGUUACUACAACAACUACAACCUCACUCAGCCUCGCCACUUCUGCAAGACAUGUCGCCGCUACUGGACCAAAGGUGGCGCUCUCAGGAAUGUUCCCAUCGGAGGUGGCUGCCGGAAAAGCAAGACCUCCGGCAUGUCCAGCUCGGUGGCAAAGCAGGCCGCCACAAAGAUGAAAGCAGUGGCAUCGGAGCUUGGAAGGCCACAGGGAGUACUCUUUGACCAAGAGCUUCCGCAAACCCCAAUCCUUUGGGGUUCACCGCAAAAUACUCAACUCAUGGCUUUACUAAGAGCUACCCAAAACCAAAACCCUAACCCUAACCCUAGUUCCGUGUCAAUUGAUGUCAAGAGAGAAGGGAACUUAUCGGGAUCUCAUUCCCACAUGGUCACUGAGUCAUUGCUCCCAAAUGGGUUGUUGAAUAGUACUAGAACUGGUCUAGGAUACGAUGGUGUGGGAGAAUUUCCUUCACUGGGUCUAUGCAGCUCCUUUUGGAGGAACAAUCAAAAUCAGAAUCAGCAACAAAGCAACGGUUUUGUACUUGGGGAACAGCAAAAUAGUGGAGUUCAAGAACUUUACCACAAGUUCAGGUCAUCGACGUCAGUUAAUUACUGCGGCAGUGAUAAUUCACCGGUGUUUCUCGGCAACAUGGCUUCGUCCUCUUCUUUGUCGAACAUUUUGGAGUCAUCUUCGGUUUCUGGCAGCGAAUUCGGGUGCUGGAAUCCAACCCUUUCCUGGUGUGAUCUUCCCACAACAAGUGGAGCAUAUCCUUAAUCAACCGCAGUAACUAUUUCCUCUUUUUUAUUCACCGUUUUCUUUCAGCGUUAAAUAUAGAACUCCUUAAUUUAUAGUUUAUAGAUGUUAAUCUGUAUUCUAGAGUCUUUUCUUUUUUGUUUGUUCGGUCGUUUUGGGGUGUGGAUAAUUAAAGAAUAUGUACGUGUAGGUAGCAUUAGAAUUUUUUUUUUCCCACUCUCGUUUCUUUCUAUCAUUUGCUUCCGUCUGCAUGUGUUCUGGUUGAUGGUGUGUUUAACUUAGCUCUCUCAAAUCCAAGGAAUGGAAAAUACAGUGUUUCUGCAUCUUUACUUUA